GAACAAUGGGCAACCAAAUGAGCGUCCCACUAAGAACCGAAGUCCAGGAGAAGGAACCGGAAGCAAACGCUUACAAGGUGAUAUCAGACAAUGGGUGUGUUCAGAAUGGGAGCCCAGUGACGGUGUCCACUCACGUGGUUCAACACUAUGAUGAAGUCGAUUUGGGAAUAAGCAUCUCCACGGAUAAUGUGGCUACUUCUUCCCCCAAGACAAUGGAGGCCCAAGCUGCGGCCGAUGCCAGCGGAAAGAAUCUUGGGAAAGAAGCCAAGCCCGAGGCACCAGCUGCUAGAUCUCGUUUUUUCUUGACACUCUCUCGGCCUGUACCAGGACGUCCCGGGGACCAAGGCUCGGAUUCAUCGGCUGCAUCGGGCCGGCUUGAUGUCAGCCCGGGCACAGCGCCUGCGAACAAAGACCCAAGUGAGCACGGGGCACUUCCGGUGGCAGCUGCACCCGGGCCGGCUGCAGAUAAAACCAGGCCAGGGUGCACUGAGGCCAAGCAGCAGGCCCUCCCUGCCACCUGCCCGCCCGCACCUUCACCACCUGAGUCCCGGGCAGAAGGCCCCUCCAAGCCGAAAGACUUCAGCUUUUUCGACAGAUUGUUUAAACUAGACAGGGGAAGAGAAAGCACACCAGUUGACGGCCAGCCUGAAGAAGCCCAGGGGGUGAGAGACCAAGACCAGGGCGCCGAGGCUCCUGCUUUGCCAGGGAAUCCCCAUGGUGUCCCUGCUGGCGAGGACAUAAUCGACAGCGAGGGGAAAGGACAAGAAGUUGACAAUCUGAGUUAUUCUGUCCCUGGGGAUCCAGAGGUGCUGGGGACCAAGAAGGAGGACCCCCAGGAGGUAGAUACCACAGAGAGUAGUAACUCCAUCAUGAGCUUCUUCAAGACCCUCGUUUCGCCUAACAAAGCUGAAACAAAAAAGGAUCCAGAAGACACGAAGGCAACCAAGGCAGACAAUGUCUGCGACGGACACGCUGGCCAGAAGACGUUGGAGACGCAGGCUAAGAGCAAGAAGAAACGCCUGGACAGCCCCAGGCUAGGACUCACCUUUAGAAAGUUCUUUAGGCAUAAGGAGACUGAAAACUCACCCAGUACUUCAGCCAACCUCAAGUCAGAUAAAGCCAACUUCACGCCCCAAGAGCCUCAAGGGGCGACCAAGAGUUCGAAAGGCUGCAGCCCACCAAGUCAUGCGCCUCCUGCAGCAGCCAACGACCCAAGGGAAGGCAGCAAGGAGAAGUCAGGGCCCACCGCACUGCCUCUGGGAAAGCUGUUUUGGAAGAAGUCAGUUAAAGAGGAUUCACUUUCCACAGGUGCAGAGGAGAAUGCGGUGUGUGAGCCACCAGUAGAAACUGUAAGGUUUGAGGAAGUAGAGCCUGCCUUACAAACUGUGGAUCUCAAUGAAGAAGAGGCCCAGCCUGAACCCACAGAUGUAAAAGUUAAAGAAGAAAACAAACCCCGGAGGACCCCUCUGAUGGCGUUUCUUAGACAAAUGUCAGUGAAAAGGGAUGGAGGGAUCACCCGCUCAGAAGAAAGUAAUGGGAAAGACUCCAGUUGCCAAACGUCGAACUCCACGGAGAAGACGCUCUCGCCUCCAGAACCGGAGCCCGCGCCAACAGCCCAGAAAGGCAAGGAGACCUCCUCGAAGGAGAAGUCAGUGGACAAGAAGUCUGUGGCUGAGACCAACAAACAGAAGAGCAGCAAACAGGAAGCCAGAGAAGCCGCGCAGUGCGCGCAACAGCCCGUGGUGGAGGCCAACUCACCGCAGAGUGGGGACAAGCCCCAAAAGAGGUCCGAGAAGCGGCGACAGUCCCUCGGGGGCUUCCUGAAGGGGCUGGGACCAAAGCGGAUGCUGGAUGCUCAGGUGCAGACGGACCCCGUAUCCAUCGGACCAGUCGGAAAAUCCAAGUGCACAGGGAAGUGUCUGCUCUCCCUUGCCAAGAAGACGUGGCUUUUCCAAGAAUGGAGCUAGUGAGAUGAAAUGUCCACCACUGUGCGCGCAAGUGUAUACAUACACACACACACAUAUACACACAUGCUCGCUCACUCACACUCAUGUGCACAACACGUGUGUGCACACCCUCAAUGAUGCCUUCCAGUUCCUGAUGACAGAAACUUUUUGACUGAUAUCCGUAAAAGAAUUCACUCAAAGGAGCAGCUGUUCCCAGCAGCCCGAGGCCACCCUUGGAUUCAUCCUCUUGAGGAAAGAGCCACAGACCUAAGGAGCUGCCAAAAACAGGGAGUGAAAGAAAGCCAGAGAGGGCACUGGUUUCCUUUGUAGCUCUUUGUAGCUAGAGUUUUCCUGCCUGGCCCACAGUCAGGACAAAUCUCUCUCACCUGCCAGUCCCACAACCACUCAGACCCAACCAAGUAAACACAGAGACUUAUAUUGCUUACAAACUGUAUGGCCGUGGCAGGCUUCUUGCUAACUGUUCUUACAGCUUAAAUUAAUCCAUUUCCAUUAAUCUAUACCUUGCCACAUGACUCGUGGCUUACCGGCAUCUUCACAUGCUGUUUGUGAUCAUGGCGGCUGGCAGUGUCUCCGACUCAGCCUUCCACUUCCCAGAAUUCUUCUCCUCCUUGUCCCACCUAUACUUCUUGCCUGGCCACUGGCCAAUCAGUGAUUUAUUUAUUGACCAACCAGAGCAACACAGCUCUUUGCUCUUUAAACACGGUUCUCUGUGUGUGUGUCUCUCUGUGUGUCUCUCUGUCUCUCUCUGUCUCUGUCUCUCUCUCCCCCUUACUCCCUACCCCCAAACACCAUGCAAACAGUCCAGAUACACUGGGCAGUGGGGAUCUCAUUAAAUUUACAAAGUCCAGAAUUGGCCCCUCUGGCUCCUCCUCAACGAUGCCGAGAAGCCUAGGCCUCUUGGUCCAGGACCUGCAGGUGUGGUCUCUUCCGUCCCGUAGCCCCAAGCUAGUCCUGGGCCUGAAGCAAUAAACCCAGAGCUCAGGAUGCAGCACAGCGAUUCGGUACUGGCCAUUCCCAGCCUUGUGGGAGCAGAGGGGGCAGUGGUGUGGUCAUUACCACAAACGGGAGAGAAAAAUCCUUCCCGGCCUGCCUGCGAGGAAAGUCACCCACCUUCCCACGGUGCAAACCCCGAGACUAGGGACGGAGGCUGGCAGGGCUCGCUUUAACCAACCACCCUCUCCAUGUCCUCUUCAGAGCCGUUUAAGUAAGCACAGUGAAUAGAGUCGGGUCCUUCUCUGGUCGGACUGUGUUCGCGCUGUUGAAAACGGAGCAGCAUGGUCCCCUGAAAAUCACUGCCCGUUAGCAAGAAAAAAAACGGCAGCAAACAACUUCCAAACAUUGAUUAUGGGGGUCUUUGGGCCAGGGCUAGGGAUUGCUUCUCGGGAAGUUGGAAGUUUUGGGCCUCUGUGCGCCACCCAUAAAGCUACCCCUGGCUCCACUGCACCCUGGAGCCUCUAACUUGCCCGGCAGAAGCGAACCACGUGAUUUAACAGAAACAAGGGCCCCUGCUGCCAGACAGGAUCUCACACACAGCCUUCCUAAAGCACUAUCAACUUACGUCUGUGUGUCGGCCCCCAACCCCGACCCCCCCCCCACACCCGCCCCUACACACGUACAAUUAAUUUAACUGCUUCGUUACAUUUUCCUAGGAGCCGAUGGGCAGGAACCUGUAUGGGUUUGUUUCCAAAUGGGUGCUUCCUGACAAAAUGGCCCCAGCUGCACAUCUGGCAAUGGUUGCCUUUGAAGGGCGCUCUUGGGAGAGACUGUCAUUCAAACGCCUUUUACCUAAUCCGACCACAUGGGUGCGCUCCAGGACCUGAGUUCUGCAAACUGACCAAGGCGCUUUCUUCUGUUGCCUCGCCAGGAAAUUGGACCUAAGAAAGGAACAUUAAGAGUCUGUUGAUUAACUUCUAGAAUACAGUCGGGUUUCGUUGGGAGAACUGGAAGAAUUAAGACAAACUGGCCACUUACUAUCUAUGAUCCCACAGCCCUCCGAACCAAGAUGAGCUAGGUAGAUUUUAUGCUCCUUUAUGCUCCACCUGGAAGAACGCUUAAGGAAGAAUGUGGAAUUGCCAAACUUUCAAGCAACCUUGCAGCUUCUGUCAUGCUCCACAGCCUGACCUUACCUCUCACACCGGCUCCCCUCCCCCAACACACCCGAUUAGAGAUCAAAUGAAUUCCCAUCUCUAUUUCCUCCAGCAAUAAAGGGAUAGCAACGGUGAGGGUUACAGGGGUCACAGCUAACAGUGCAGUAGCUAACACACUCUCAGUACUCGGUAAACAACAGCCAUUCCGGCAUAGGAACCCGCAGCAGCAACAGGAGCCCCCUUCUCACAUCAGCUACUAAUACUAGCAAUACUGAUAUUUAUCAUUGCACACAUGGCGUCAUGCCACGGCCUUCGCUCUGGUUCUUGGAGACUUCUGACUGAUAAUGAGAUACACCCUUACAUAUAACAGGUGUGCCAUAGCCUGGCUCUGGUCCCAAAAGGCUUUGCUCUGCCUUGUUCUGUGGGUUAACUUUGGACUAAAACUAGUGGCAGGUGAUAAGUGCCACAGUAGGCAAGGGGAUUAUGGGAUUAUUAUAAUUAGUUUCACCUGAGUGUUUGAGUGAACUCAACCUCGAGAAGGCAGCUUCGAUGACUGCGGUAGUUAACCGUGAACCCCAAACCAACCGCUUCUCCAAAGUCUCUGUUAGCCAUAGGGCCUGUGUGAGCCGAAGCUUAGCCCCCAAAGCAUAGUCCCUGGACUGUAGGUUUCUCCAGAUCAGGACAUUUUUGUGAUUCGUGGACACUGGCGGAUACUCAGUAAAUGUCACUUGAACCGCUAGAUGGAUAGAUAGAUAGAUAUUCCACGACUACUAGCCCUGAGAACAGAUCACCAAAUGCUCGAGAGUGAGCUUUGCUUAGCUCCAAACACCAGGUGGCCCGCUCAGUGGCUCGCAAUGGAUGGCCCUGGGCCAGCAGCCGCAGCAUUGACCGAGGGCUUGAUGGGGCUGUAGAGUCCCCUCCUACUCUAAUCCAGACGCUCUGACCAAAAAUUCCCAGAGUGGGACCCACGCACCUGUGUCCUUACGUAGCCUCCAGGCAGUUCCAGUGUCGAAGAAAAUGUGAAAAACCCUGAGAGAGACCAUAUCCUGAAGUGCCCACCGAGUAUGCGGUCCAAAGACUGGCCCUGAAGGUACACAUUACAAAAGCCGGUACUGACCUUCACUAGAAGCUGGGUACUACUGUGCAGCAAGCAAAUGGCCUUGUUUCCUCCCCAUUUCACAGACGGAAAAACCAUCUGGGCCUACAGAGAGCAAAAGCGCUGUUGUCCAAGGCUGAAACCCAAGCUAAACUAUUAUUUGCAUGUUUUAGAGACGGGGUCUCAUGUGUACUGGGCUGGCCUUGAACUCGUUACGUAGCUGAAACUUCUGCUGUUCCAGACUCUGCCUUCUGAUGUUGGGAUUCCAGAUGUGCGUCACUGCACCUAGUUUAUGUGGCACUGAGGAUCAAACGUGGGGCCUUGUGCAUGGCAGGAAAGCCCUCUACAACUGAGCCACCACCCCGGCCCUGCCAACAGCGGCUCUUAAAGGUCUGUGGGAGACACGGGAAGGAAAAGAAAGGAGACGAUUGUAUGAGGAUGUGACAGCGGGGGACUGAGAGAAAGCACUGUGACAAGGCCACUUGGAUGGAGGGUGGCCCUUUGCAGAGGGGACGGUUGAGCUAAUUCAGGAAGAACGAGGAAGGGCUUGGCCAAGGGUUCCCAGAGGGACAGGAAAGAGAUAGACUGCCCGGAGUGAACUGAGUAGUUCACUAUAGCUGGCCGGCUGGCGGGAUAGCCUGCCUUGGAGGGGCCAGAGGGCAGCACAGAACAGGUCUUCCAGAAGGUGUAGGAGUCUGCCAUAAGAAUUUGAAACUAUCUAUAAGCUGGGAAUACAGUUUCUGUGGCAGACAAUGUGCUUAAACAUGAGCAGGACUCUGAUCCCCAACAUUCAUGCUUCUCCUCUCUCUCUCUCUCUCUCUCCCUCUCUCUCUCUCUCUCUCUCUCUCUCUCUCUCUCUCUCUCUCUCUCUCUCUCCCUCUCUCUCUCUCUCCCUCUCCCUCUCCCUUUCCCUCCCUCCCUCUCUCCUGCCCUCCUUCCCUCUCUCUCAAUAGGCAGCCAUAGAAGAGAUAUGAGCUGCAGGGGUGACAUAAUUAAAUUGGCAUUUUGGCUUCAAGUAGGGCCUAAUAUUCAGCCAGUAUUUGCCACAUGACUAACCAUCCAUCAGAUACUAAUUAAAAAUGCAUCAUUUCUUUUUAAGCUUAGGUAGUGACUAUAAGAAAUAUCCACUUAGGGCCUGGAGAGAUGGCUCAGUGGUUAAGAAUACGUACUGUUCUCACAGAGGACAUGAGUCUGGUUCCCAGCACCCACAUGGGGUGGAUCACAACUGCCUGUAACUACAGCUCCAGGGGAUCGGGCACCCCUUUCUGUCCUCUGGGACACUGUACUCAUACACAUAUGCAAACACACACGUAUACACAUAAUUAAAAAUAAAAUCUUUUUAUGUAAAAAAAAAUCUA
Messenger RNA from Peromyscus californicus insignis, 6508 nucleotides. It is a transcript of the gene Bcas1, whose product is annotated as brain enriched myelin associated protein 1. NCBI's taxonomy places the organism in Eukaryota, Metazoa, Chordata, Mammalia, Rodentia, Cricetidae. The record is from RefSeq and is a predicted model, not a curated record. The coding region runs from base 6 to 1967 and encodes 653 amino acids. The transcript has 13 exons. Gene Ontology annotation, biological process: myelination.